CAACAUAGCAGGUACAGAAGUCGCUGGACAUCAUCUCGGCAUAGCGUUAUCCCUGUUUUGCAUACCUGGCCGUUUUGCAAAACAAAGUUGAACAGCUUGCUGGUUAACUGAAGCUAAGCCAAAGACGCAACCACGACGAGUUAGUUAAAAUAACGAACUAUCUUCGUAAAUAACUAAUCAAGGAGCUGUCUCUAGCUAACGUUAUAGCACUGGCACUCACUGUCAGAGUAGUAUGUUAGCUGUUAACCAAGUAAAUACUAACUCAACAAGCCAUGACGAAAGCGACAGAUUUCAACACAAGCUAGCAACCUAUUUAGUUACCUAACUAGCCUAUAGGCGUCGUUAUAUUGAACAACACCGCUCGCUACGCUAAAGUAAUCACUUUGCAAUCGCUGACUACGCGGUGGGUUCACUCACCCCUCUUGGUCAUCUCCGGUUCCGAAUAACUUUUCUUUCUUUUCGGUUUUCGGUUCCGGUUGACAUUGACAUGUCACGUGACGCAAACAGGAACUCGGGCGCAAGAUUUUGAACUUCCUUUAGCAAGCUACAUGUGAGCGAUGAGUGGGGUCGAACAGCUACAGCGAAUAUUGUUUUCCACAUUUUUAAACUAAAUUAUAAUGUUAAAACCCAUUUGUACCUGACGCUGAAUAUUACCCGGCGCUAUAACUCGCUUGUUCAGUGAUGGGGGGUAAUCAUAAGAUUACCAGUGUGAUUGCUGAAAUAUUUUUCAACCCCAGGGGCGUUGAUGAAGAUAAGACGAUUCAUUGCUUAUGUUCAAGAGCCUUUGCACAGGAUAGAGAGUGGUACCGUUGGGGCUGGAAGACGCGCUCUGUGGACCCAGAGGCCGCGGAGGAUGAUGGGGAAGGUAUUGAAGGAGAGGAAGAGCGGGGACAGUGGCAGCAGCAGGAGGAGGAAGAGGAGAGGGCGUGGGAGGAAGAGGAGGAGGACAUUGAUGAGGAGGCCUCGCUCAUGGUCAGCAUGGGUCUGCCCCUGGCCUUCUCCAGCUCAUCACAGAGGAAGCGGGAGCGGAAACCUCACCACAGACAGAACGGCGUGAGGGGGAGGAGGUGUGGCUCUCACUGGGAGGAGGAGCCCGAGGCCCCGCCCACUCAGGAGGUCCUGUGUGAUGGACAGGCUCAGGCGUUGGGACCGGGGCCGGAGGAAGGACACGCCCCCAGGGGUCAGGAGGGCCCGUGUGACGGACAGGGCACUGAGACGGCGGAGGAGGGGCAGGAGGAGGCGGGGCAGGAGGAGGGACUCGCCCCGGGAGCGUCUCAGGGCUGGGAUCUCUACUGGGCCCAGCAGGGCAGCUCUCUCCUCUGGCAGGCCUGGCUGGAGACGCACCCGCAGUACUGCAGUGACCAGCAGGGGGCGCCCUGGGACAGCCCGGACAGCAGCAGCGAAUGGGAGCUCCACUACAGCCAGACCUACCAGCGCUACUGGGAGGAGUACCGCUACUGGUGCGGUCAGGGCUGGACCGUGGCCGACGGCCAGGAGGAGGAGGAGGAGGCGGGGCCAGGGCCGCUGGACACGCCCUCCGGGGACUCUGCGAUUGGAGGAGCCCCACGGGCAGAGGAGGAAGCGGCAGAUCUCAUUGGACAGCUGAGCCUGCAUAGCUCGGGGGGACGUGAGGCGACUGGCCGUUGUCGCGGUGACGGGCGGGGCGAGGAGCCCUGUUGCCACGGCGACGAGCCGUGCGACGGCGGCAACCGUAAACGGACGUCCUCCGGCCGGACGAGCUCCGGCCCAACCGAAUCCAGCCAGGGUUCCAGCAGCUUAGCAAGAGCACCUGGCCAGCUGGAGAAUGCCACUUCGAACAAUCGCAACAACAGCGACGACGAUGAUGAAGAUGAUGACGGCCCUCCAGACAAAAUCGGAGUGAAGAUCAAGAGGAGUCACGAGCUGGACGAGGAGGAGAGCCCACACACGCGUGUGCAGGAGGCCUGGAGCCGGCUGGGCCUAAAACACGGACCCAAUCCAGCGUUUGAGAGCACCUUGAAGUUUAAAAGGGGCGGGGCAGGUCGGAGCCGAAAACCACAGAACAAGCACAUCUUUUUCACAGAGGAGGCAGACGCCACCGAGCCCCAGACCAGCGAGCCCCAGACCAGCAAAACCCUCCGCCAGGUGCGGAGCUUCUUGAAUCGCGUUCAGAGUGACGGGGGGGAGCUGGGGGCGUCAGCCGGGGUGGUGCGUGAGGAAGAUGAGAAGAAGAGUGAGGAAGAACAGGAUGAAGACGCGGGUCAGAGGCCUGAGGAAGAGGAGGGGGAGGAUGAUGAGGAAGAGCGACACGCGGAAGCUGAAACCUUUGCCGCGCCCUCUGAAGCCCCGCCCCCCCAGCGCCCUUUCCUGAGGACAGACAGUGAUGGGGAGGACGACGCCCACGGGAGGGAACUGCAGUCACUGGACGUCCCAGACUACCUUCUGCCCGACGCACCCAAUGAGCAGGGCAAGGCUUCCUGCUGUAAGAAGAAGGCGAAGAACAGGAAGAAGAAGAAGAAGAAUCAGAGGAAAGAUGUGGAGGUUCCGCCCGAGAUCGCCGCAGAACCGGACCUGGCCAAGUACUGGGUCCAGCGGUACCGCCUGUUCUCCCGAUUCGACGACGGCAUCAAACUGGACCACGAGGGCUGGUUCUCGGUGACUCCGGAGAAGAUCGCGCACCACAUCGCCCUGCGGGUGCAGCAGAGCGGCCCCUCUGACAUCAUCGUCGAUGCGUUCUGCGGCGUGGGAGGGAAUGCCAUCCAGUUCGCCCUCACCGGGAAGAGAGUGAUAGCCGUAGACAUUGACCCUGUGCGGCUGGCCCUGGCUCAGCACAACGCGGGCGUGUACGGGGUGUCCGAGCGCAUCGACUUCCUGCAGGGAGACUUCCUGCAGCUGGCCCCCCGCCUGAGGGCCGACGUGGUGUUCCUCAGCCCCCCCUGGGGCGGGCCGGACUACCUCAGCGCUGACGUCUUCGACAUCCAGACCAUGAUGUGUCCCGAUGGUUUUGAAAUUUUCAGACUCGCCAAGCUUAUUUCGGAAAACAUUGUGUACUUCCUCCCCCGGAAUGCUGAUGUGGAUCAAAUCGCCUCCCUGGCGGGACCCGGAGGAAGGGUAGAAGUCGAGCAGAACUUCCUCAACAGAAAGUUAAAGACCAUAACGGCGUACUUCGGCAAUUUGAUUCAGUCUGACUCUUAAGAUCGCCAUGCCGGCUGCCUUGGCUGUGUGCCGCUUAAACUGUAAAUUGCUGUAAAUUGAAAUUAUGUACUAGAGAUUAUUUUAGUUCAUGCGUCCUAUUGGAUUCUGUUUUAUAUUUUCCGUUUUUUAGAUUUUACAAUGUAUUGUCUUGUAUUUCAUAAUAAAAUUAAUCGUGUCAUUUGCA
Messenger RNA from Conger conger (European conger), 3358 nucleotides. RefSeq names its product trimethylguanosine synthase 1 (gene tgs1). The transcript has 14 exons. NCBI's taxonomy places the organism in Eukaryota, Metazoa, Chordata, Actinopteri, Anguilliformes, Congridae. Gene Ontology annotation, cellular component: nucleus. The record is from RefSeq and is a predicted model, not a curated record. Bases 682 to 3174 code for a protein of 830 amino acids. Gene Ontology annotation, biological process: 7-methylguanosine cap hypermethylation; 7-methylguanosine RNA capping. Gene Ontology annotation, molecular function: RNA cap trimethylguanosine synthase activity.